This is a messenger RNA of Canis lupus familiaris (dog), 10317 nucleotides long. It is a transcript of the gene MAP2, whose product is annotated as microtubule associated protein 2. The coding region runs from base 651 to 6635 and encodes 1994 amino acids. NCBI's taxonomy places the organism in Eukaryota, Metazoa, Chordata, Mammalia, Carnivora, Canidae. Gene Ontology annotation, biological process: neuron projection development; microtubule cytoskeleton organization. The transcript is spliced from 22 exons. Gene Ontology annotation, molecular function: microtubule binding. Gene Ontology annotation, cellular component: neuron projection. The record is from RefSeq and is a predicted model, not a curated record.
UCAUGAGUUCUGUGACAUAAGGGUGGCUUCUAGUUUUCAGCUGGCAUGAAUUAUGCUGCUCUGAACAUGAAGAUGAACAUCUUGGCGUGGACAUACGUUUCCUUUUUCUUGGGCAGAGAACUGAGAGUGGAGCACCUAGGUAUAUACUUUAUUGAUCUGAUCCAGGGUAUCUUGGAACUGCUGGCUGGAAUUAAGUAUCUCUGAAAAGGAGAUAAGUAUAGCACCUGCCUCCUAAAUUUGUAAGCAAGUUAUCCUCUGCUUUUUGAAAGUUCAUGUUACACCACUUCACUUUUAUGAGAAGACCUACACAUCAGCGCCUGUUUUUGCUAACCAAAAGAAACCUGAAGAGGAUUUUUGCUUUUACAAAAAAGAGACACACGAGAACAAGACCUUUCAGAGGCCAUCUGAACCCAAUUUGGGAUUCUUCAGCUUGUUGUCUCUAACCGAAGAAACAUUGAUUGGGAACUACUCAUUCAGAAAAUUAAAAGAUGAGAAAACUGAAGUUUGAAGAAUGCAAAUGACCUACCCAAGUCCCUCCACUAGGAAACGAAAGAAGCCAGAAUAUAUUAUUAACCCUUUGAGAAUACAACAUAACGAAUUUUACCAUUUUACUACUUCCUUGAGUAGGAGAGGUCACAGGGCAUUGAAGAAUGGCAGAUGAUCGGAAAGACGAAGCAAAGGCGCCUCACUGGACCUCAACUCAACUAACAGAAGCAUCUGCACACCCACAUCCGCCUGAGAUUAAGGAUCAAGGCGGGGCAGGGGAAGGACUUGUCAGAAGCGCCAAUGGAUUCCCAUACAGGGAGGACGAAGAGGGCGCCUUUGGAGAACAUGGGUCACAGAGCACCUAUUCAGAUACCAAAGAGAAUGGAAUCAACGGAGAGCUGACCUCUGCUGACAGAGAAACAGCAGAGGAGGUGUCUGCAAGGAUAGUUCAAGUAGUCACGGCUGAGGCUGUAGCAGUCCUGAAAGGUGAACAAGAGAAAGAAGCUCAACAUAAAGAUCAACCUGCAGCUCUGCCUUUAGCAGCUGAAGAGACAGCUAAUCUGCCUCCUUCUCCACCUCCAUCACCAGCCUCAGAACAGACUGUCCCAGUGGAAGAAGAAGAAGAAACGCUAGAGGGAACAAUGGCUGAGGAAGAGACACCUGCCACUCUUCCUGGGAAAGAGUGCGGGGCUGCCAAGGCCUCAGACCAACCCCAGGGCCUCAGUGAGGGCCCAGCGGAGUCUAGUGUGGAGGCCCACAUAGCUCCUGAAGAGAGUGCCCCAGCAGGGGCCCCACAGGAGAAAAGUGUAAAAGAGGUCACCGAGGUGUCUCCAGAAGUAACAAUCCCUUCCUCUGCCAGGGAAGGUUUAUUUCCAGCCUCGAAGAUGGAGUUCCAUGAUCAACAGGAAUUGACUCCUUCUCCAGCUGAGCCAUUAGACAAGAAAGACAAGGAGUCAGAGAAACAAAGUAAGCCUGGUGAAGACCUCAAACAUGCUGCCUUAGUUUCUCAGCCUGAGACAACUAAAACUUCCCCUGACACAAAGGACAUGCAAGGCACAGAAGAAGAAAGAGCACCUCCCACUCUGUUUGGGCAGCCUCUUGGUGCCGGGCUGGAAGACAUGAAACAGAAGACAGAACCGAGCCUAGUGGUGCCUGGUAUUGGCCUCUCUGCAGAGCCCCCCACUCCAAAAGAGCAAAAGGACUGGUUCAUCGAAAUGCCAACAGAAGCAAAAAAGGACGAGUGGGGUUUAGCUGCUCCCAUCUCACCUGGGCCCCUAACACCCAUGAAGGGAAAAGAUGUACUUGAGGACAUCCCAAAAUGGGAAGGGAAACAGUUUGAUUCUCCCAUGCCAAGUCCCUUUCAGGCGGGAAGCUUCACUCUUCCUUUAGAUGUCAUGAAGAAUGAAAUCGUUGCAGAAGCAUCACCCUUUGCCCCUGCCUUUUUACAGCCAGAUGACAAAAAAUUUCUGGAAGAAACCAGUGGCCCAGCACCUGCCAAAGAUAGUUCUAAAGCUGAAGAGCCCCCUAAGGAUAAACCCGACAAAGUGGCAGAAGCACCAGCCUCAGAGGCAACCACCUUACCCAAAGAUGCCCUCAUUCCAACUGUGGAAGAAGGUGUCCCAGAGAAAGUUUUGGGAGAGGAAAAAGGGGCGAUCAAGCCAGAGAGCGCACAGGAAAAAGAGCAGGAAGCUACACCUACUGACAAGGAGUCUCAGCCAAAGCUUGAAGAAAAAACAACCAUUUCUGACAAAGAAGCCAUGCCAAAAGACAGUGAGCCCCCAAAACUGACAGAUGGAGAAACAGGCAUCAUUCAGCCCUGCAUGGAGCACGCCCUCUCAAAAGAAGAACAGAAAGGCCAAGAGCCUACCACAGAUGCAUUAUUAUUCGCUGUCAGUUUGGAACAAGCAGUAACCGAUUCAGCCAUGACCUCCACGACCCUGGAGAAAGUCGUGACCGAACCAGCUGCAGCAAGUGAAAAGAGUGCAACCCAGGACCUUUUUGAAGAAAAAGUUGUGGACAAAGAUACUAAGGUUGAAGGGGCUGGGGCUGCAACAUCAGCUGAGCUUGACAUGCCAUUUUAUGAAGAUAAGUCAGGAAUGUCCAAGUAUUUCGAAACAUCUGCCUUGAAAGAAGAAGUGACAAAGAGCAUCCAGCCGGCCAGUGAUUACUACGAACUAAGUGACACAAGAGAAAGUGCCCUAGAGUCUUUGGAUACCGUAUCUCCCGUGUGUAAAAACGGCGACAAGGAACUUGAGGCAGGUAAAGAGCCCCAGCCCAGUGCUGCAGCGCAAGAGGCAGGGUACAGCACUCUUGCACAGGGUUAUCCUACCGAUUUACCCGAAGAACCCAGUUCUCCUCAAGAAAGAAUGUUUACUAUUGAUCCAAAAGUGUAUGGGGAGAAGAGGGAUCUCCACAGUAAGAAUAAGGACGACUUGACGCUAAGCAGGAGUCUAGGACUUGGCGGGAGGUCUGCAAUAGAGCAAAGAAGCAUGUCGAUCAACUUGCCCAUGUCUUGCCUGGAUUCCAUAGCCCUCGGAUUUAACUUCGGUCGGGGACACGAUCUUUCUCCUCUGGCUUCUGACAUUCUGACCAACACUAGUGGAAGUAUGGACGAAGGGGAUGAUUACCUUCCAGCCACCACGCCUGCCCUGGAGAAAGCCCCAUGUUUCCCGGUAGAGAGCAAAGAGGAAGAACAGCCGGAGGGAGAAAAGGCUCCGGGAGAGGACAAUGCUCCAGUCGAGCCAUCGUGUGAGUCCCCUUUCCUCGCCAAAGAUUAUUACAAAAAUGGGACCGUCAUGGCCCCUGACCUGCCUGAGAUGCUCGAUCUGGCAGGCACGAGGUCCAGAUUAGCUUCCGUGAGCGCAGAUGCCGAGGUUGCCAGGAGGAAAUCGGUGCCAUCGGAGACCGUGGUGGAGGAGGCCAGCACGGGCCUGCCCCCUGUCACCGACGAGAACCACGUCGUGGUUAAAACAGACGGUCAGCUGGAAGACCUGGGCUACUGUGUGUUCAACAAGUACACGGUCCCGCUCCCGUCGCCGGUUCAAGACAGCGAGAAUCUGUCCGGGGACAGCGGGUCCUUUUACGAAGGCCCCGAUGACAAGAUGCGGAGAGACCUCGCCACGGACCUCUCGUUGAUUGAAGUAAAACUGGCGGCUGCCGGCAGAGUCAAAGACGAGCUGGGGGCUGAGAAAGAGGUCUCCCCGCAUGUCCCUGGUGACAAGCCGGGGCCGGCUAGGGAGUCGGAGCAGGACAGGAAAGCCAGCGAAAAGCUGGAUACUGUCCUAGAAAAGAGUGAAGAACAUGCUGAUGCAAAGGAACACUCCAGGCCAGCGGAAGAGGCCAGCGACAAGGCCGACACGUCUGGAUUAGGAGCAAUCUCCGAGCACCCCCCGACCGCAGCAAAAGAUGCAUCCCCUCCUGCAGCGGAGACAGCUGAGAAAGGGCUCAGCUCAGUGCCAGAGGUCGGGGAGGUCGAACCUUCCAGGAAAGCUGCACCAGAACUGGAUUUUGUUGCAAAGAAAGCCGACCAGGGUCACGUGGAUGUUCACAUCAGCGACUUCGGGCAGAUGGCCGCGGGGCUGACCCUAGAUGGGGGACAGGAGACGGAGCUCCCCCCCGAGGUCGGGCAGGAUCUCGCCCCGUCCACGUUGGCGCCUCCGGGUGUCGAGUUUGGCCCCGUGAAGGAAGGCGCCCGGGCCAGCGAGACGGAGAUCAAGGAGAAGGUGGCCAAGCCUGACCUGGUGCACCAGGAGGCUGUGGACAAGGAGGAGUCCUACGAGUCCAGUGGCGAGCACGAGAGCCUCACCAUGGAGUCCUUGAAAGCCGACGAGGGCAAGAAGGAAACGUCCCCGGAGUCCUCUCUGAUCCAAGACGAGAUCGCCAUCAAAUUGUCCGUGGAGAUUCCCUGUGCACCUGCUGUCUCAGAGGCCGAGCUGGCCCCGGACGAGAGGGCCGACGUCCAGAUGGAAUUCAUUCAGCAGCCACAGGAGGACAGCAAGGGGACCCCAGAUAUCUCUGUCACACCCUCCGACGUCCCAGAGCAGGUGCCCGAAGCCGCCGGCAUCGAGCCCGCAGAGGCCCGGAGCGAGGAAGACGAGAUCGAGGCCCAGGGAGAGUACGACAAGCUGCUCUUCCGCUCUGACACCCUUCAGAUCACCGACCUGGGCGUCCCCGGGGUCAGGGAGGAAUUUGUGGAGACCUGCCCUGGCGAGCACAAAGGGGUGAUCGAGUCCGUGGUAACCAUCGAGGAUGAUUUUAUCACCGUGGUGCAAACCACCACCGACGAAGGGGAGUCAGGCGCCCACAGCGUGCGCUUCGCAGCCCUAGAGCAGCCCGAGGUGGAGAGGAGACCUUCUCCCCGCGCCGGAGAAGAGCUCCACCUCAAAGAGCUCCACGUCGAUGAGGCCGCCGAAGCCCAGGCCGAGCCCAGGGAUGGCUCCCCGGAGGCUCCAGCUUCCCCAGAGAGAGAGGAGGUUGCACUCUCAGAAUAUAAGACGGAAACCUAUGACGAUUACAAAGACGAGACCACCAUUGAUGAUUCCAUCAUGGAUGCUGACAGCCUCUGGGUGGACACUCAAGAUGAUGAUAGGAGCAUCAUGACAGAACAGUUAGAAACUAUUCCUAAAGAGGAGAAAGCUGAAAAGGAAGCUCGGAGACCAUCUCUCGAGAAACAUAGAAAAGAAAAGCCUUUUAAAACCGGGAGAGGCAGAAUUUCCACUCCUGAAAGAAAAAUAGCUAAAAAGGAACCUAGCACAGUCUCCAGAGAUGAAGUGAGAAGGAAAAAAGCAGUUUAUAAGAAGGCUGAACUUGCUAAAAAAACAGAAGUUCAGGCCCACUCUCCCUCCAGGAAAUUCAUUUUAAAACCUGCUAUCAAAUAUACUAGACCAACUCAUCUCUCCUGUGUUAAGCGGAAAACCACAGCAACAGGUGGUGAAUCAACUCAGGCUUCCAGUGUAUUUAAACAGGCGAAGGACAAAGUCUCUAAUUCUACUUUGUCAAAGAUUCCUGCCUUACAGGGUAGCUCAAAGUCCCCAAGAUGCAGCUCUGCUUGCCCUAGUACGUCUCAAAGGGCUACAUUUUCUGACAGUUUUUCCAUACAGCCCUCCUCCUCAGCAGGCUCCACAGACCGUUUGCCAUACUCAGAAUCAGGGAACAAGGAUGGAGUAACCAAGAGCCCAGAAAAACGUUCUUCUCUGCCCAGACCCUCCUCCAUCCUCCCUCCUCGUCGAGGUGUAUCAGGAGACAGAGAUGAGAAUUCCUUCUCUCUCAACAGUUCCAUCUCCUCCUCAGCACGGCGGACUACCAGGUCAGAGCCAAUUCGCAGAGCAGGAAAAAGUGGCACUUCUACACCCACUACCCCUGGAUCAACUGCCAUCACUCCUGGCACCCCACCAAGCUAUUCUUCACGUACCCCAGGCACUCCUGGAACCCCUAGCUAUCCCAGGACCCCUCACACACCAGGAACCCCCAAAUCUGCCAUCUUGGUGCCCAGUGAGAAGAAAGUUGCCAUCAUACGUACUCCUCCAAAAUCUCCUGCUACUCCCAAGCAGCUUCGGCUUAUUAAUCAACCACUGCCAGACCUGAAGAAUGUCAAAUCCAAAAUUGGAUCGACAGACAACAUCAAAUACCAGCCUAAAGGGGGGCAGGUUAGGAUUUUAAACAAGAAGAUCGAUUUUAGCAAAGUUCAGUCCAGAUGUGGUUCCAAGGAUAACAUCAAACAUUCUGCUGGGGGCGGAAAUGUACAGAUUGUUACCAAGAAGAUAGACUUAAGCCACGUGACAUCAAAAUGUGGCUCUCUGAAGAAUAUCCGCCACAGGCCAGGUGGUGGGCGUGUGAAAAUUGAGAGCGUGAAACUGGAUUUCAAAGAAAAGGCCCAAGCUAAAGUUGGCUCACUUGACAAUGCCCACCAUGUACCUGGAGGUGGUAAUGUCAAGAUCGACAGCCAAAAGUUGAACUUCAGAGAGCAUGCGAAGGCCCGUGUGGACCACGGAGCUGAGAUCAUUACACAGUCCCCAGGCAGAUCCAGCGUGGCAUCCCCCCGACGACUCAGCAAUGUCUCCUCUUCUGGAAGCAUCAACCUGCUCGAAUCCCCUCAGCUGGCCACUCUGGCCGAGGAUGUCACUGCUGCACUCGCUAAGCAGGGCUUGUGAAUAUUUCUCAUUUAGCAGCGAAAUAAUCAUAUUUAGGCAUGAGCUCUUGGCAGGAGUGGGCUCUGAGCAGGUGUUAUAUUCAUUCUUUACAAACCGUAAAAUAAAUAAUCUCAUUCCCAAACUGUAGUAAUUGUUACAAUUUUAUAAAAAACAAUGAAUAGUAUAUGCAGAAAUUGACUUGAUUUCCAUUUGCAACAGGAAGACACUGGCUUUACAUGAGUACAAUUGGACAAUUAUUUUUGCUCUGCUCUGUUUUGCAUGGAGUAUUAUUAUUUUAAAAAAUUGCAUUUUUACCUUUCAUGUGCCUGAAGGCUAUCCAUAAUACAUUCUGAAAGGCCUUGUUGAAAUCCAAGCUGCUCAUUUCACUAUUCUGUUGCUGGGUGAAAAGAUAAAAGCUGCCCAUUUUAACUUAUUACAGGUUAAAUUAAAUCAAGGAGUCUGAUUGCAGGAAGGAAAGAGCAUGUAAGAAAUAAGUUUUUUUUUUUUUAAAGUGUUAUUUUGUAUAAAUGGGAAGAAAGAUUCAGUUAAGUUAUUAACAUUUGGGACCUGGAUAAUUAUAUCAGAGUAUAAGUCAAUCCAAUAAAUUAUUUAACUAAUUAAAAAUAGGUACGAAGCAUUUGAGCUGUGGCUGAGGAAGUGGUAUAAAAGUGCAUCUCUUAGGAAUGAAGCACUUUUCAUUAGGAUGGACUCGUGUCUGAUUAGAAUGUCAGUUGAUCAGCUAGAUUUGUGUCCACACUACCAGUUUCAUACUCCCUUUCCAUCUGUUUGAUACAGUAUUAUAGAUAUAAAUAUAUAUAUAUAUUUCUCUGUGGCCAUUUGUGAUACUUCCUCAUAUACUUGAAUAUUAUACUUCCUUAUUCACAGUAUCUGUGUCUCCUGCACCCUUUGGUGUUGCAAUUUUAGGUAUGUGAAAGUAGAUGUUAGCAGGGUUCUUUCCCUAUUUAAAAAAAAAAAUACAUUAAAAAAGAACAAAAAGUUUUAGCAUGAAGUUGCUUCCUGUAACAACUCAGAGCUGUAACCCUGUUUUAGUGCCAGAUACAAGUCUCUCCCGUGAUGCUAGGAAAAUUUAUUUUUCUUUGCUUUCACCAAUAUGGAGUUUGUGGGGGUGGGUCCAGUUAUACAUUAAAAGGGUUUACAGAUUGUUGGUUUAAGAUUUUGGAUUUAUCUCAUUUUGAAUCAUGGAAUAGUUUAGGGUUUAUUCCUGUAAUCAUUCAAGAAACAGACUUCUUAAAAUUUCUCUUUCUUUUUUUUUUUUUUUUUUCCAUUUGCUAAAGUUGAAACUAACGCAGGGAGUCCAUUGGGACAUGUUGUUCCACCCUUCAAAACAGUGCCCGCUAAUGAAAUGAUCUGAUAGGAAAUAUUCGGCUUCCUUACCCAAAGUAAAGAUCACCUGAUCAGAAAGGACAAGUACAAUAUUUUGAGAAGCUAUAGCUACUAAACAUUUGAGAUUCAGAUCUCCAAAUCAGUUUCUCUCAGGAUUCCAACAUUGCUCUCUGUAAAGGAACACUGUAUGAUUUAGUACAACUUCUCAAUAGGUAGCACUGGUCUGACUUAAUCUACAGUCUGGGAAAUCACAAAUUAAUUAAUUCUUCUCAUAAAUCAUUCAUCUUAGACUUGUGAAUAAGCAAUCAGUUACCAGUCUGGGUGGAUAUUUUUUAGUAUUUUAUCUGUUCUUUUUCUUGCUCAGGGCUGGUAGGUUGGAUCUGGACAGUUAAAGGCAAAUGGUCUGAUAGGUGUUUGAUCCCCAUGAGCCAAAUCAAUUCCUGACUAUGUAGGCAGAAAUGAUGAGCAUGGAUGAGGCAAUGAGGAAGUAUCAUAGCGUCUAAGAAGACAGCCAAGGGAUGCAAAGAUAGAGAAACACGGGUGCCAUUUUAUGAUCCACUGGAUAUUGCAACCAACAUGACUUCCACCAAAAAAAAAAAAAAAAAAAAAUUCUCGGAGCAAAAACAUAGCAUUCAUUCUCAACUAAGAGGUUUUACAUGGGCAAACAUGUCUGAAAAUAUUUAUAAAUCAAUUAUUUUAUACAGCAGUCAAAAAGUUAGAAACUGAGUAUGACUAUGGAUGUGUCUGUUUUCUGCCUAAGAAUUGCUGUGAUGUGGAUUUGACCAAUCUAAGCAUUUUAUUCAUCAGCUUCCCUGGAAAUGCACCAGGAAAUAGGAGAAGAAAGAGUAGUUGUGUGGAGACCUGUGGUAUUUUCUUACAUGUUUGAUAGUGUUAGAUAGUGAUUAAAGUUCUCUAGAAAGAAGUUAACAGCUGGUUAGAACAGUUUUAACCUACAAAAUAAGUAUUUUUUACCAACCUGGUUUAAAUUUUUAUAAAUGUUAAGAAUAAGUAAUUAUGUUACACAUUUUAGAAUUCCAUUUCUUACAAAUACAUGCCCCAAAACAGUUUAUAUAAAGCAUUAAGAUAUUAGAUCUGGCAUUAAAACAAAUGUUUAUUUCAAAUCACAGCAAAAUUAUAAUGAAUAAAUGCCCUUCCUCUGUAUGGAAAUGUGAUUCUUUAUAAUGUUAACAAAAAGAAACUGAUCAUUUGUACCGAUAAGAAGAGAGAAACACACAGGUUAAAUGUCUUCUUAUGGGGAUAGGGAGUGGAACCUAUCUUGCCUUCACUCAAGAUUAACGACACAAAUUAAGCUUUUUGAACACCACUCUUGUGGGGAUACCCAUACGCUGAUCUAGAAAUUAAAGCUUCAUAGUUCCAAUUCUAGAUCUAUUACUGCCAGUUUCUCUCUGGCUUUAGCCUUUGAGAACCUGUUUAAAGAUACAUAAGUAAUCCAGAGCUGUGAAGAGUUAAAAGGCCAGCUUCUCCAAUGAACUCACUCUCUCUGGGUCACCUGCAACCAAUAAUUGGGUAUCUUAUAAUGACGCAGGAAAGAUCCGAGUUCAUGAUGAGUUUCAGAGGCCCUGUUCAUUUAGGAACCAACUCUCUCUGGAUUCUCCUGCUGAGUUCCAGCAGGGUGAUAGGCUGAAAUCCCACCCACAAGCAAGACACCUGUGUAACACCAACUAGGUAUGGCUGAAGAAGGCUGAAGAGAGAAUUUCACUAAAUAGAAGAAUCUGCUGGCGAUAGCUGGCCUUCUCCACACAUUCAUAAAGUGAAACAGCAGGAAAUAGGAUCAUCAGCCAAAAUAUAACAUCAAAAAAAUAAUCUCAGUGCGGUUGAUUCUGACAUUGCUACAAUUACUUUUUGUCCUAUUUUUCAUGCCACAAAAAUGAGGAAAACAAACUAAGUAGCCAAAAAGAAAAAAAAUAGAUUCAUGGCUUGGAAAGGCAAAUUCUAGGCAUUCCUUCCAAAACUGAUGUGCUAAAAUCAGCACUGAUGUUUGUUUUUUUACACCUAGGAUUUUUAGCCUGGGUGUGUAGGUUGAGGCCAAGUCCCUCUGCAGGAAAGAACUUAUUUUUAAACUCAGAAAAUGUCAAUCAUGAAAAUCGACUUCAACUUUAGCAAAAAGAAAAAAAAUCAACAAAAAGUAUACUCUGUAUGCUGGGAUUCCAAGGUUCCAACGUGCCGCUACAAAUCUCUGGGGGGUUUCUUUCUUCUGAUAAUUCUAGAGCCUGUUACCAUAGAAAGGCAUUUCUUCAAUGGCUGGUUGUAGUUAGUUCAUGUUUUUCAAUCAAAAUUUGCAAAUGUAUUUGUUGCUGUAUAGUGAUUGUUUUGCAAAAUAAAAUUGCUUGUCACCUAA